ACCUUCGCAGACAUGGAGGAAGUCAGAGUGUUUCCACUGACCUGUGCGGUGCAGAAUUAUGCUUGGGGAAAGGUGGGGCUGCACAGUGAGGUAGCUAAGCUUGUUCUUGGCGGAGACCCCCAGGCUGUUAUACAGGAUGAUAGACCAUAUGCUGAGCUAUGGAUGGGUGCCCACCCAAAAGGAGAUGCCCUUAUCAAAGACAACAGGAUAUCUCAGAGGACACUGGGACAAUGGAUUGCAGAUUACCCAGCAUGUUUGGGGUCGAAGGUGAAGGACACUUUUCAGGGUCAGCUCCCAUUCCUCUUUAAAGUGCUGUCCGUCAACACUGCUCUGUCCAUCCAAGCUCAUCCUAACAGAGAGCUAGCAGCUAGGCUGCAUGCACAGUUUCCUGAGCACUACCCCGACAACAACCACAAACCAGAGAUGGCCAUUGCUCUUACAGAGUUUGAAGGUCUCUGUGGCUUCCGGCCAGUAAAGGAAAUCACUUCCUAUCUUAAAAAUGUCCCAGAGUUCCAUGCUUUGGUAGGUAAUGAAGCUGCAGACGAGCUGCAGAGUGGUGUGGAUAAUCCUGAACGAACCUCCCAUGCACUGAAAAAGUGCUUCAGCAGAAUGAUGAACUGUGAGAAGAAAGUAUUUGUAGACCAGCUGAACAUGCUGGUCAAAAGGGUCUCAGAAGAAGGGGCAGCAGGGAAAGACACAUCAGGCAGUAAUGGAGAGCUGCUGCUUCGGCUCCACUCUCAGUAUCCGGGCGAUAUUGGCUGCUUCUCUAUCUACUUCUUAAACCGUAUCAUGCUGCAACCAGGGGCGGCCAUGUUCUUGGGAGCCAAUGAACCCCACGCCUACCUCUCUGGAGACUGCAUUGAGUGCAUGGCAUGCUCUGAUAACACCGUCCGUGCUGGACUGACCCCAAAGUACAUUGAUGUCAACACAUUGUGCGAAAUGCUAAACUACAGUCCUGCUCCAGUCAGUGCCAAAAUCUUCCCUGCGGUUCAGGACCAGUCAGAUCCUUGCGUUUACCUGUAUGACCCUCCUGUACCAGAUUUCACUGUCAUGAGGAUACAGGUCCCCCCCUCAGUAAAGCAGUACACGGUGAGCCCUCUGGACUGUGCUGCUAUUCUGUUGGUGAUUCAGGGAGAGGCCAGCGUUGUCUCAGACAUCAUGCUGCGCAGAGGAUCUGUGCUCUUCAUCUCAGCUAACGAAAGUGUGACACUACAGGUGACGUCAACAUCUGGCAUGACAAUGUUCCGUGCCUGCUGUCUGCUGUAGGGACAUAGUUCCUGAGGUUUGUGUUCUGCUUCAUGGGACACAUUUGAUAUCACUACUGAGCUGAGUAUGAUUUUAGCCCUUAUUUUAAUGUUGUCAGGAGCUACAGGGAGACACUGCUACUGAGGUGAAAACCCAUAACCUCCAAUAAUUUACCAACAGUAUGUGAAUAUAGACAGUGGUGUUUGUUCCUUGUGGUCCCGACAUUAAAACCGAUUAGAGUUAAACUGGGGCAUUGCCUUUUUAAAAACAGGGUGAUGAGUGGAUAAAAAGGGUUAUAAUGUGCCACUUCAUCUUAAUCAAUUAUUAACUUAUUUAUAUCUAUCCUUAAGCAUGAUAAAACACUUUUGUUUGCCUGAACACUCAAUUUACAUUUAUUAUAACUUGGAAAUCCAAUUUAUUCCUAGUAAAGAUGCCCGUGCAUGUAUUUUAAAAAGAAUAGUCCAUUAGUUCUUGAUUCUUAAGGGUCACAUGAACUAUUAAGGUUAUAGGUUAAGAAUGCACAUUUGCAUGGUUUAUGUUUAAUAUACAUUUGAUCUUAAAAUUAGCUCUAAUUUGGUGUGAAAGUAACAGAGAAAAACAGUGGCACAUCAUGUCAGCUAAGAGCUAAACCAUUAUGGUCUUCAGCAUGUCACUCCUUCACUAUUUGAAAUACUUCACUAUUCAGGGACUGUUAUAACAUUAAAAGUGCCACAGAUAAGUUUAGACACUAAGGGGGUUCUUUUUAAACUGCAUUUUUGCCUAUUUACCAAUUUUAACUUUGGUAUUUUUACUAAUUUAGACUAGUUUAAACUUCCCGAGGGCUGAUUGCUAGAUGAGCUUCUAUAAGUGUUUUAAAGCUGCACAGUUAUUGUUUUUAAAAGAUUCUACAUUUUUGAUUUGGAAAGAUGUUACUGAUUAUCGUUCGUGAAGUUCCUGUGUUAACCCAGAGACAGCUUGUGCUAGAGUGUAACAAAGAUUUUAGAAAUGAUUCUCCUAAUAAUUGUUUACUAUGAACUCUGUGCACUUUUACCUGAAAUAAACAAAGGUUGUGUCCUGAAUUCUUAUCCUGCACUUCAUUUAAGUAUGUCUGCUACCUUCAAAUGAAAAUGAGGGCAUUUUCAAGCGUUUUAACCUUCUGUGGCAUGAGUCCAGCAAAACUGUAUGUAAACCCUAAUAAAUGGUAAUUCUGCAUUCA
This is a messenger RNA of Trichomycterus rosablanca, 2440 nucleotides long. RefSeq names its product mannose phosphate isomerase (gene mpi). The transcript is spliced from 8 exons. Gene Ontology annotation, biological process: GDP-mannose biosynthetic process; carbohydrate metabolic process. The record is from RefSeq and is a predicted model, not a curated record. Gene Ontology annotation, molecular function: zinc ion binding; mannose-6-phosphate isomerase activity. Gene Ontology annotation, cellular component: cytosol. Lineage: Eukaryota; Metazoa; Chordata; Actinopteri; Siluriformes; Trichomycteridae. Bases 13 to 1266 code for a protein of 417 amino acids.